AUACCAAGAGGAACCACCAUCAUGUUACGUUUCAACCCCUUGAAGUUUCUGUCGAAGUGGUCCAUUCCACCAAGCAGAAUAAUAACUAGAAGAUUCCAAUUGAAACAACAAUUUUUCAAGAGAUUUCAAUCUAUCAAGACCAAUGGAGCCCAAACUACACCACCUCCAACUGGCUCGAACAAGAAGCCAACUGGGUUGAAAGCACUUAUGAAAGAAUAUGGUUACUCAGCCUUUGGUGUAUACAUGGCGUUGUCUGCCAUUGAUUUACCGCUCUGUUACAUUUUGGUGCAUUCAAUGGGUCAAGAUGAAAUCGAAUACUAUGAAAAUAAGGUGAAGCAACAAUUCGGCUACGGAAUGACUGAAGAAGAGUUGAAGAAGAAACAAGAAAUAAAGAGGAUUGAAGCACAAGUGGAAGAGGAGAAUUCGCCAACACCCAGUUCCAAAUCCCAAGGCGGCUUUGUUCAAACCGUUCUUUCACAAUUCAGUUGGACUGAGUUUGCCAUUGCGUAUGGUAUUCACAAAUCCUUGAUUUUUAUAAGAGUGCCUAUCUGUGCUGCAAUUACCCCAGGUGUUGUGAAGUUAUUGAGAAGAUGGGGUUUCAAAAUCGGAACUGACAAACUUUCAACCAGUGCCACCCUUGCGAAGGACACUUUAAAGGACUUGACAGCUUCUAGUACAAAAUUUGGUACCAAGCCUAAUGCCAAAAAGAAGUGGUUUAGCUGGUUCUUCUAAAUCGGCCCUUAGUUGUGGUAAACUCAUAUGAUCUAUUAAUCCCUGGCGAUUUUUCUUGUAAGUAGUGUUUAAAUAACAAUAAAUAUAUAUCUAGUAUCAAUUAUAUACAUGUAUGAAUACACUAGAAG
Suhomyces tanzawaensis NRRL Y-17324 is the source of this 860-nucleotide messenger RNA. It is a transcript of the gene NAT2, whose product is annotated as Nat2p. Gene Ontology annotation, cellular component: mitochondrion. The record is from RefSeq and is a predicted model, not a curated record. Bases 22 to 732 code for a protein of 236 amino acids. NCBI's taxonomy places the organism in Eukaryota, Fungi, Ascomycota, Pichiomycetes, Serinales, Debaryomycetaceae. The transcript has a single exon.